Messenger RNA from Ylistrum balloti, 3934 nucleotides. Its product is annotated as PHD finger protein 20-like protein 1. NCBI's taxonomy places the organism in Eukaryota, Metazoa, Mollusca, Bivalvia, Pectinida, Pectinidae. The record is from RefSeq and is a predicted model, not a curated record. The coding region runs from base 75 to 3638 and encodes 1187 amino acids. Gene Ontology annotation, biological process: regulation of transcription by RNA polymerase II. The transcript has 20 exons. Gene Ontology annotation, cellular component: NSL complex.
CGGAGGGAAGUGAAACUGAAGCAAAUGAAACGAUUGCUGUAAGUACUUCAGAACCAAAAUUGUCAGUGCCAGAAAUGGAGGAAUCCCAUGUAGGAAGUAUGAUAGAAAAAAUCUCACCCAAAACAGAAGGUGAAUUUGAUAUGCAUGUGGACUCCCCUCUUCCUGACCCCGAUGAUGUACCUCCCUCACCUCCAUGUGGAGUGGAUGAAGAAGGUUUGCUAGACAGUUCAGCAAGUAGUCGGGCCAGUUCCGAUCGUGGGACUCCCAGUAAACCUGGGAUAAGGAUUCCAAGUGGUGGUGGAAUAGGGGGUGGGGCAGGGAUGGCAGAUAAUGUGAGCACCUGUUCAACCAGCUCAUCCUCUUCUCAGACCCAGGUCCAGGGAUCUGGAACAGUUCGCGGGAAAUGUCCCAACAGGCCAGGUAUCAUCUGGCGGAAAGGUGAAAAAGUUGAAGCCAUGGAUUUCAUGAAAAAAUGGUAUUCUGCUAAGAUAGUAGAUAUCGAUGAGGAGGAAUCAACAGUUCUUAUCCACUUUGAGGGGUGGAAUCAGCGUUAUGAUGAAUGGGUCGAGAUGACAAGUGAUAAACUUCGUCCUAAAAUGAGACACUCUGGAAGAAAGGAGAAAAGAAAACGACUCAGUGGGGACUAUAAGUUGGGAGAAAAUGUAUACGCACGAUGGACUGACUGUAAAAUGUAUCCAGGAAAGGUUACCAAUGUACAGUCGGAUGGUUCCUAUGAGAUAAUGUUCUAUGAUGGUUUCAAAAAGAGCGUCCAGCCCAUGAACAUUCGACCUCGAGCUGUGGAUGUCAAACAGAAAACAGAAAUUGUAAGUAGUUUACCUAAAGAACAGCGAAAGAAAUCCAAUGAAGAUGAAGAAGCCCAGAAGAACCCAGCUGGCUCUGCUAUGAUAUCUGAAGAGAUGGAAACAGAGGGCAAUGUUGGACGGCGGAGGUCAUGCCACCUCAGGUCAAAGGUUACUCCAGAAUCUGAAGAACACAAGUCUCACCAGAAACAUGAUCCAACUAUAAAACAAAGAAAACGACCUUCAUCAGACAGUGGUAAAAAGAGGCGACGCGAGACAACAGACGGUCAACCUGGAAAACGAAACAAAGACACAAGUGUGGUACGAAAACGCAGUUCAAGUGCUACGCUAUCUAAGAAGAAGCUGAUUGUGGCAGGGUCAUUUUUCGCUCGACGUGAACGUACUGAUGGCGACUCUGUAAGUGUGAAGUCUUCGUCAAGUACUGGUGGAGCAGGCUUACCUCACACAGGGGAGUCUGCUAAUAGGAUACAAUUCAAGGUAGAUGUUAAGCCUCUGAUGCCACCUGUGGCCAGGCCAGCCACCACCAGUGCCGUAGUUUCAAGUCCUGAACCUGUACCUGCACCUGCACCGUCCUGUCCAGCCAACACCACAUCCACAAAUUCCUCUGUGUCCGCCUCCCAAAAACAGCCCCUCCCCCAGAAAGCGGAUGUGACGCAUGGAGUUAGUGGUGAUUCUGUUCUUCCAGUGACUAUCAAACGUGAGAAAAAAGCCAAGAAACGCACAGCAUCCCCGUCCAUGUCUGAGACCAGCAGCACUAGUGAGUCGCAGGUUGAGGCUACUGAGGGAACACCUGUCAGAAAACGAAGUCGCUCCAAGGAAAAGGAAAAAGCAUCUGUGCCUGUGAGUCAAUUGUCCCCUAGUAUGUCACCAGCUCCACCACUCCAGACCCAAGGCACUGUUCCAGUAGUUACUGGCAUACCCAAGAAAGCCUUUAUCAUAGAGCAGGACCACAACCAUUUUAAGUGUGUAUUUGAAGGCUGUAACAAGGCGUUUCGUAAGGAAAAUCUUUUAGGCAGUCACAUCAAAUACUACCAUUGUGAUGACACCAAGAAACCAACCCUGCCACAACCCACUCGUAAACGUCGUAAGACUACCAGUGUUUGUUCUACAGACUCGGAUGUGUCAUCUUCCUCCAAACAGAUGACACCUGUCAGUAAGGCACACCCCAUGGACGCCCUGUCAACAACACCUGAUGUCCAGGAAUGUGUAACUGUGGACAUUGUCGAAGAUGAGGUUGAUUCUAAAGUGGCUGAUAUGAAACACCAGAGGACUUGUAGUCAGGACACAACGGCAACAGAGGAGUCCAUAGAGACGGAGGAUGAACUGAGCAAGGAUGAAGUGGUCAAUUGUAUCUGUUUAUUUAAUGAGGAAAAUGGACUUAUGAUUCAGUGUGAUGUGUGCCUGUGCUGGCAGCAUGCCGUUUGUUUUGACCUUACAGUGGAGACGUUACCAAAGAAAUACAUCUGUUUUGUGUGUUCAGACCCAACAGGUGUGAGAGAAAGUUGUCGAUACAUUCAUGAACAAGAUUGGAUUAAGCAUGGAAAUCUGACCAAGUUUGGAUUUCUGAACUAUCAGGAUCGUGACAGUCGAAAGGCAGGAACUAUUCAAGCUACUAGUAAUCUAGUAUCAGAUAUUCACAAUAUAAACACAGUGCUACACAGUCUUAAGGAGGAAAUCAAAUUGUCCAGAGAUAAGGAUCAUCGACAGUUCAAGAUAUGGACCACAGAUCUAGAUAGUGAAGAAUUGUGUCCAGAGGAAACAGGGCAUGGCAGAUUCAACCAAUCAAAUUUGUUGAUAGAUAGUGAUAUGAAUCAAUCAGAUUCAGUGUUGCAUUCCAAAAUAAACCAAUCUCAAUUGCAUACAGAUUCUUUGGUGUCACAAAAGGACCAAUUAGAGACAAGCAUAAAAACAGAAACUCUGUCACCCUCCAGCCACAAUAUUCCAGCCGAACAGAGUGACAGUGUAGGUGUACCUCUGGUUAUGAAAUCAGAACCUGUAGAUGUGUCUGAAGUUUCAGAUGAAAGUACUGGGACAUUUCAGCCUAGUGUAAACAAUACAUCUGGUAUAGUCCCUGGGACGGACAAAGAUCCUGGUGAAAUGAGAAACAGUCCAACAGAAAAUAAAGAAAGUCAAUUGACAGAGAAACAGCCGACUGUGAGUCCAUCCAUAAUUAAUCAAUCCACAGAAAAUAAGUCAUGUCUGUCCACAUCCAGUGAAUCUGACACAGGUCAAUCCACAUUGAGUCAGUCCAGUUUAAGUCAAUCUACUACAAAUCAAUCUGUAGGCAGUGAGUCAACUGUGAGUCAAUCCACAUUGAGUCAGUCAAGUGUAAGUCAAUCGACAAAUCAAUCAGUAGGCAGUGAGCCAACUGUGAGUCAAUCCACAGACAACAUCCCAACAGUGAGUCAAUCCACAGACAAUGUCCCAGCAGUGAGUCAAUCCACAGGCAGUGAGUCAACAGUGAGUCAAUCCACAAAUACUGAGAUGUGUGACAAAAAGCCUGAGACAUUUGGGCAGAUAGUACAAGUAAAGGCAGAAGUUUUGGAUGGACGUGAUGUGGAGCAGGAGGAUCCAUUCCAGUUGUGUGAGAGGAAUCUUCUGCAACACAUACUGAGGGUCCAAGGACAGGUCGACUCACGACUUGACAUGAUUGAGGAACAGGUUAUAGCGCUGGAGUCUGCAGAGAUGGGGAGGGGAGAUAACUCUUGUUCACCGAUACAGAAUCCGUUAACUGACCUACCGACACUCAAGAAAUCUCUUCACAUGUUGCAGAGCGACCUUGUAAAGGUCAAACGUAUGUCUGCUUACCAUAGAUAGCAGACUUCAACAUAAUCUGUAGUAUAAUUGAUCAAAAGUUAGUAACAGUGACGUCACUAACACCAGUGUGUAAUAGGAACAUGCUAAGAUCACUGACACCAUUCCCAAUGUAUCUUAUUACAAAUUGACUUUGACAUGGUUUUAGGUAAGGAAAAUAAGUCAAUAAGGUAUUUGACAAUGUUUCAUUGCUGUCUAGUAAGAAUCAUGCAUUUGGAAAUACAGACAACAAUCAAGACAAUAUAUUUGAGAGCCAGUUUUGUUAAACACGAUUGAAGAAAUAAAAGUCUUUGCUAUAA